Molecule: messenger RNA, 633 nt
Organism: Postia placenta MAD-698-R-SB12
Lineage: Eukaryota; Fungi; Basidiomycota; Agaricomycetes; Polyporales; Adustoporiaceae
Exons: 3
Molecular function (GO): ATP binding; ATP hydrolysis activity
Source: RefSeq, a predicted model, not a curated record
GACUUCAUAUCUGGGAAGGGGCUUGGCCUCGUCAUCAACCUAUUCGGAAAUCCUGGAACAGGUAUAGCUUAUGCUAUAGAUAGUUGUCCCGCUCUGAUUGAUAUACAGCCGCUCUACGUUGUUGGUGCUGCCGAUCUGGGGACGUCAGCAGAAGGGGUAGACAGUAGCCUCACCACUGUAUUCAAGAUGUCCGCGGCAUGGGGAGCGGUUGUACUGAUUGACGAAGCAGACGUGUUUCUCGAAGAGCGCUCGCUGCAGUUCCUAGAGCGGAAUGCAAUGGUUGCCGUCUUCCUGAGACAGCUUGAAUACUUCCGGGGCAUUCUCUUCCUCACGACCAAUCGCGUGCGGGUCUUCGACGAAGCAUUUCAAUCUCGGAUACAUGUCUCCCUUCGCUACCAAGAUCUCGCCCCGGAUGCACGACGCCAGAUCUGGGUGGCGUUCAUGCGCAAAGUGAAUGGAGACACGCCUAACGGAGGUCUUUCGAAGGCAGAUCUACGUGACCUGGGAGAGAAGAAGGUAAACGGUCGUCAAAUCAAGAACGUUGUCAAAACUGCAGCUUCGCUUGCUGUCGGGCGACAAGAGCCGUUUGGAUAUAAGCAUCUCAUCCAGGUCCUCGAACUGAUGGAGCAGUUC